UUCCGGAAGAAUGCCAGUGCCACUGCUGCCAAGGAGCAAAUAUUUUCAUGCCAGGGGCCAGUCAACAUUGCGGCACUGGACGAGGAAUCGUGACAGAGAUUUGCAAGCUUCUGGAAUCGAGGCUUCCAGAAGGGAUUCUGGUGGAGAGUCUUGCUGCAUUCUAGGGCCUUUACUCCAGCCACAUUGCAGUGUGCAAGAUCUUGCAAAAAACGAAAGAUCCAGACACUGCACUCGCGUUCUUCCAGUGGCUGACCAGAGAAGCUUGCUACAAGCCCCAAGUGAGAUAGAUGCUGGAGGAGUUCGUGCACAGCGAAUUCACGUAUGGAACUCUUGUCCACGGCCACUGCCUUGCCGGGGAGUUCACAAGGCAAAGUGGCUUGUGGAGGAGUUUAAGGGUACAGGGAUGAGCCCUGGGAGCUUGGUCGUUCUCCACAACCUCAGGUUUCUCCAGAGGCUGGGCUUGUGGACGAGGCCAAGAGAUGGGUUGCAAGCCCAACAGCGUCUCCUACACUCAUCGAUGCGCUGUGUAGCUCCGGGAGGAUCCAGGAGGCCCGUGAAGAGCUCCAGGCCAUGGCCAAGCGAGGCGUGGCCCCAUACCGGGUGACUUACAACGCGAUGGCCACGGGCCUUGGCAAAGCUGGCCUGCUCGAGGAGGCUUUCGAGCUCAUGAGAGCGCUGGUUUUGCUCUGACGGCUGUGACUUUCAAUCCGGUGGUGGAGUUUCUCUGCAAAUGCGGGAGGCCGGACGAGGCAUGCAAGGUGAUGGAGACAAUGCUUCUCAGGAACAUCGAGCCCAACAUUCUGACGCUCAACUUGAUCCUCCACGCCUUCUGCAAGGCGGCACGGCCCGAGGAAGCGCUCGGCAUCGGAGAUGGGAUUCUGCCCAACCAUCGUCACCUUCAACGCGCUGCUGGAGCUGUUCUGCAACACCGAUCAGAUGGACAGCGCCGCCAAGCUCCUGGAAACGUUGGCGCGCAGCAAGUGCAAGCCAAACUUCGUGACUUAACAGCAUCAUGGUCCAGAAGUUUGCGGGGAUGGGGAGAUUGGGAGAAUGGUGGAAGCUCGAGCGUUCCUGGAGCAGCUGGUGGUAUGUGGCUACACUCCCAAUCUCCUAGUGUGCAAUGCCUACGUCGCGGACUUUGCAAAACCGGUGAGAUGGAUCUGGCUUCCAGAUUCUCACGGUGAUGGCGGAGGAGGGGUGCCGAGCAAACACUGCGACUUACAACAGCCUUGUGGAGGGGUUUUGCAAGCUCGGCAGGAUGGACAAGGCGGAGAGAUGAUCGCCGAGGGCAGCCUUCCGGACUCGACCACUUACAGCGUUUUGAUCCAGGGGCUUUGCAGCGCUGGACAGAUCGAGCACGCGUUCAUGGUGAUGCUCCAAGUUACUCAAGCGGUGGGCCGAAUCCAGCCUUUGUCAAGCUGAUAGAGAAGCUGUGUGAAUUGGGAGAGAUGGACAGGACCGCUCGUGUGCUCGAGAGAAGAGUUUCGUGUAUGUCUCAAAUAGUCAACAUUAUAUCAGUUUAAUCUAAGAUUACAUUGGCAAUGGAA
Messenger RNA from Selaginella moellendorffii, 1547 nucleotides. RefSeq lists its product as uncharacterized. The coding region runs from base 11 to 604 and encodes 197 amino acids. The record is from RefSeq and is a predicted model, not a curated record. The transcript is spliced from 2 exons. NCBI's taxonomy places the organism in Eukaryota, Viridiplantae, Streptophyta, Lycopodiopsida, Selaginellales, Selaginellaceae.